Messenger RNA from Cajanus cajan (pigeon pea), 1175 nucleotides. RefSeq names its product 1-aminocyclopropane-1-carboxylate oxidase. Lineage: Eukaryota; Viridiplantae; Streptophyta; Magnoliopsida; Fabales; Fabaceae. The record is from RefSeq and is a predicted model, not a curated record.
UCUGAUCCACAUAGAGCAUCCUAUAAUACUUGGAGAAAGAGUUGAAUCUUUGAGAGAUGGAGAAUUUCCCGGUUAUCAACUUUGAAAAGCUCAAUGGUGAGGAGAGAAAAGCAACCAUGGAGAAAAUCAAGGAUGCCUGUGAGAACUGGGGAUUCUUUGAGCUGGUGAAUCAUAGCAUACCUUGUGACUUAAUGGAUACUGUGGAGAGGUUGACUAAAGAGCACUACAGGAAAUGCAUGGAAGAAAGGUUCAAGGAAUUGGUGGCUAGCAGAGGGCUAGAGGGUGUCCAAACUGAGGUCAAAGAUAUGGAUUGGGAGAGUACCUUCUUCUUGCGUCACCUUCCUGAGUCAAACAUUUCUAAGAUCCCUGAUCUUGGUGAUGAGUACAGGAUGGUGAUGAAGGAGUUUGCUUUGAAGUUAGAGAAACUGGCAGAGGAGUUGCUAGAGUUGUUGUGUGAGAAUCUUGGACUAGAGAAAGGGUACCUCAAAAAGGCCUUCUAUGGCUCUAAAGGACCAACUUUUGGCACCAAGGUUGCAAAUUACCCUCCAUGUCCCAAGCCAGACCUUGUGAAGGGUCUUCGUGCCCACACAGAUGCUGGUGGCAUUAUCCUUCUUUUUCAAGAUGACAAGGUUAGUGGCCUUCAGCUACUCAAGGAUGGUAAGUGGAUAGAUGUGCCUCCAAUGCGCCAUUCCAUUGUUAUCAACCUUGGUGACCAACUUGAGGUAAUCACCAAUGGUAAGUACAAGAGUGUGGAGCACCGUGUGAUUGCACAAACUAAUGGGACCAGAAUGUCCAUAGCCUCAUUCUACAACCCAGGUAGUGAUGCUGUUAUCUACCCAGCCCCAGCAUUGGUGGACCAGAAUAAUGAGGUGUACCCUAAAUUUGUGUUUGAGGACUACAUGAAGCUCUAUGCUGGACUGAAGUUCCAGGCCAAGGAGCCAAGAUUUGAAGCCUUCAAAAACCACCUGGGUCCAAUUGCAACUGCUUAAUUAAAUCUGUUUUACUAUAAAGAUGUUUGUUUUGCCAAAAACUAUGUUAAGAAAAGGCUAUGUUUCCCAAACGAGUAUUAAAUUACUAUGUUAGUGAUGUGAUUCCAUAUAGUAUCACCAAAUAAAAGAAAAUGAAUGUUUAAUAAUAAAAUAUUAUAUCAUGUUCAAUAAAAACUUAUUGGCUCU